AUGAGCGACUUAGAACAUGACAUGAAACAUGUCGAGAGUCCAAAAGUUCAGAGUCUGUAUAAACCUCGUUUACUCGAACUUAAAGGCUCAGUUUUACCAAAUGUUAUUGGUCCUUCUAUAAUAAUCACCUUAUUCUCUGCCGGCAUAGUCACUCUAUAUGAAUUCAAUCAAUUAAAUCUUAGACGUAAACUGUGGGCUACUAUGGUAAUGGCAAUACGCAAUUUCACAAGAUUUAUAUGGGUACACAUAGACGACAAUGACACCACCGCUGAUAUAAAGCAAAGAAAGCCAAUAGAGCAAAUAAAGCAAGAGAAAAAAACCGCAAUCAGUUUAUUAACAGGAUUUGCAGUUGCAACAAAACAUUUUUUACGUGAUGAGGACAGUUUUCUAUAUGAAGAUUUUAGGCACUUGAUUUCCAAAUUGCCUGGAUUCGAUCAAAAAACAACAGAUCCAACUAGAAAAAAACCAACAUUACGGGAUCAAUUGUUACACAGGACAUCAAAACCUCAUUUGAGAGCUUGUAAAGAAAGUUGCUUUGCAAAACACAACAUACCAUUUGAAAUCUGUCUUUACCUAUCAUCUUACGUUCACAGCAAUACUAAUAGAAUCACUGUUCCAGUUGCCACAAAUAUGCAUAAUUGUAUCAAUACCAUGGUGAAUUGUUUAUCACAAUUUGAAAGAGUGUCGAGAAGUCCAAUUCCUCUUGCCUAUUCUAUUCAUUUGGAUCAGACUGUCUGGAUAUAUUGUUUGUCAUUACCUUUUCAAUUGAUGGGUACGGCUCAUUGGGCAACUAUUCCUAUUGUAUUCUUUGCUUGUGUAGUUUUGCUUGGUAUUGAAAGAAUAGGCGCCGAGAUUGAGAAUCCAUUUGAACUUGAUAUAAUUACUUCACAUUCUGUUCCAGCAAUGGAAAAUUGGGUAAUUGCUGAUGAAAAUCAACAAACAAGUGCAUCGGAUGCUAAAAAUUUACCAACAGGAGAAGUUAGAUCUUUACUUUCAAUUAUUGAGAAAAACGAAAGUUUUGAUAGCAAUAAAAGAAUUUCUAUAACUAUUGAUAAAGAAAGUGAAAAAGCUGAGAAUGGUG
Molecule: messenger RNA, 1081 nt
Organism: Entrophospora candida
Lineage: Eukaryota; Fungi; Glomeromycota; Glomeromycetes; Entrophosporales; Entrophosporaceae
Source: the annotation of a GenBank genome assembly